Rotaria sp. Silwood2 is the source of this 456-nucleotide messenger RNA. The record is from the annotation of a GenBank genome assembly. NCBI's taxonomy places the organism in Eukaryota, Metazoa, Rotifera, Eurotatoria, Philodinida, Philodinidae.
AUGAAAACUUCCAUUAUUUUCAUUGCUCUAAUUGUUAUUGCUUUUAUCUCAUCAUCAUCGGCUAAAGCAGAGAUUCCAGCAUGCAUGCAAAAAAUGAUUGAUGGUUUCAAUGGUACACCUCGAUUAAGUCCAUAUAUUCGUAUUGACAACUAUUUGUAUCGUGGCAAAAUGACCUAUUUGGCCACCAGCAGUUGUUGUGAUCGAUUCAACCCGCUUUAUGAUGGAGAAUGCAAUCGUAUUUGUUCUCCUUCAGGUGGUUUCAUAGGUCGUGGUGAUGAGGUAAUAUCAAAUAAUAUUGGUGAUAUAAUUAUAAAAUUAAAAUUAUUCAAUAUUGAUGCUACAAAUUUAAACGAAAUAAUAACUAUACUUGGUCAAUUUCUAGUUAAAUUUGCUAACAAGUAUGCACAAUUACUUGAAACAGCUGUCAAACGACUUGCAGAAUCAAAAGAACAAUAG